AUGACGUCCGUCGAGCUUGUCUCAAAUCCCACAAAUGAGUUGAGUACACAUCGGUGGACGGUCAAUGGCUUGAAGCACCUAAACCGCAAGAACAAGCUGAGUUCCCUGCCAUUUUGGGCGCCAAACCCCGUUAUGAAGAAGCAUCAAUUUCGUUGCGUCCUCAUCCGAGGAAUGUUGGCGAGGGGUCGGGCGGAUGAUGACCACAUCGGGUUGCUUCUCGAACUGAUUCCACCCCCGACGGGUGACGAUACGACAUACCCGGGUGGAUGCUCCAUCACCGUCCGAGUGGUGAACCGCGUGCAUGAGUCCGGCAUCCACAACAUAGAACAGACGGAAACGGUUGUAUUUGCGCCAGGGCAGCUGCAGGCGUGUUUUCCUGAACUCAUCCCUCCAACGAUCCUUAACAACCACGAGUUUGUGGAGGGGGAUGGGAUGUCAUUGUUAUUGGAGCUAACGAUACAAACUGGCGUGAAUGUAGCAGUGGAAUGGGCCAAUAAGACCGUCUCUAGGGUCUGGGAUGCCGUUUGCGACUCGGUGAACAAGGUGGUGCGGAAGGUGACAAAGGCGUACGCCGAGACACGGGAGGAGUACGGCACGAGUGUAGUGAAGGAAGAGCCACAAAGUGUGCCGUGGGACAUUGUGCCGGAGAAUUGGGUUGGGAGGGAGAAGGAGUGGCGCCACCUUAUAUCGGAGCAAAUUGUGGAGGAUGAGGGGACAUUUCGUUAUGGCCCCAACAGAGGCUUCUCAAAGGAUGAACAGGCCCUUUUGCUGCAGUGCGGAAUCAACCAGCGUCUUAUUACAAACGCACACGCACAGUUUGACUACGACCGCGACGUCCACGCGGGUUUGUUGGUCCCGCCUGGAAUACGGCAACAGCGCUACAAACUGGUUCCUGGAAAGAUAAAGGAGGAAGUAUUUUGGGCCAAUUAUUUCUGGAAGGUGGCUGCGUUGGGUCUGUGCAAAAACGAUGAACAGGUGCGAAUGCUAGUUACUGUCCUCAAUGCACCACCCGCAGUAAAGGCACGAGAUAUUUCUUCCAUUGGGAGCGUGGACGAGAAGACCGUCCUUGAACAUAUAAAAAUUGCUCAAGAAACGGCCGACAUGCUUGUGGAGUAUCUCACAGAUGAGGCGCCGUAUGGCGAGAUGUUAGUGGAGGCGGCAGCCACCUCUUGUCAAGGUCAAGUCAAGCAAUUAGAUGGUUACUUUAAACGUACAGACUUAUCGGAGGAAACACUAAAAAUGACGGGUGUUGUGUUAAGACGGCUGCGGGAGCGACUUGUUUUGUACGCGGAGUGGAAGGAGAAACACCCUGUCCCUUUCAUUUUACCAAAAGAGAGUGAAUGCAACGAUUAUCAUGAGGGUCAAGGCACCGCUUCUGCGGAGCCAUUAGACUCUAUUCAUGCUUCUGUUUCAAGCAAAAGCGAAGCGAAACAAGAAUUUACCGCUGAUUCCAGGGAACCCCAUGCGACAUCAACGAAUCCGCCAAAGGAAGCGGGUGACCCCGCAAGGGACAAGGUGGAAUUUCCACUGAUGCCAUGGGAAGAAGAAGAGGCGGAGGAGCAGAAACGGAAGAAGGAAGAGAAGAAAGACAAAUAA
Trypanosoma cruzi is the source of this 1596-nucleotide messenger RNA. RefSeq lists its product as uncharacterized. The record is from RefSeq and is a predicted model, not a curated record. The transcript has a single exon. The coding region runs from base 1 to 1596 and encodes 531 amino acids. NCBI's taxonomy places the organism in Eukaryota, Euglenozoa, Kinetoplastea, Trypanosomatida, Trypanosomatidae.